AUGUACCAUUUGGUCCUCCACCUCUUCUCGGUCUACCUGUACCUGAUGUACCAUUUGGUCCUGCGCCUCUACCUUGAUCUACCUGUACCUGAUGUACCAUUUGGUCUUCCACCUCUUCUCGGUCUACCUGUACCUGAUGUACCAUUUGGUCUUAGGCCUCUACUUGAUCUACCUGUACCUGAUGUACCAUUUGGUCCUCCACCUCUUCUCGGUCUACCUGUACCUGAUGUACCAUUUGGUCUUAGGCCUCUACUUGAUCUACCUGUACCUGAUGUACCAUUUGGUCUUAGGCCUCUACUUGAUCUACCUGUACCUGAUGUACCAUUUGGUCUUCCACCUCUACUUGAUCUACCUGUACCUGAUGUACCAUUUGGUCCUGCGCCUCUACUUGAUCUACCUGUACCUGAUGUACCAUUUGGUCCUGCGCCUCUACUUGAUCUACCUGUACCUGAUGUACCAUUUGGUCCUGCGCCUCUACUUGAUCUACAUGUACCUGAUGUACCAUUUGGUCCUGCGCCUCUACCUUGA
This is a messenger RNA of Macrosteles quadrilineatus (aster leafhopper), 528 nucleotides long. RefSeq names its product translation initiation factor IF-2-like. NCBI's taxonomy places the organism in Eukaryota, Metazoa, Arthropoda, Insecta, Hemiptera, Cicadellidae. The coding region runs from base 1 to 528 and encodes 175 amino acids. The transcript has a single exon. The record is from RefSeq and is a predicted model, not a curated record.